Linum trigynum is the source of this 703-nucleotide messenger RNA. The record is from the annotation of a GenBank genome assembly. Lineage: Eukaryota; Viridiplantae; Streptophyta; Magnoliopsida; Malpighiales; Linaceae.
UCACCACUACUACUAUCUAGCACUAAUCCUAACUUCUCUUCAUUAGCUACAGAGAAGAUUAAGAAUGGAUACUAUCAAGGUGGUGGGAAGCAUAAGAAUGACGUUGGCUUACCUGAAAUGGGGAUGGGAUUUGCUGCUCCACCUCUCCUUCUUCCACCACCGCCACCACAACUACAGCUACAACGACGAAUUCAACCACCAGCAGCCGGCCCACGACCAAGUCCAAGAGUACUACCACGAGUCCAACGACGUCGUAUCGGCAACCGCCGAAGAUCUACGGCAGUCCUCGGAAUGUGCGGUGUGCUUGUCCAAGGUGGAACAAGGCGAAGAGAUACGGAAGCUGACUUGUUGUCACGUGUUUCAUAAAGUUUGUCUGGACAGAUGGUCGAUGCAAUCCUUCACGAGGAGGUCCCCCACGUGUCCAUUAUGCCGUCGUGCCUUGAGCAGCACUCCGACCACCAGCCGGGGGAGCUCCGGCCGUGGGCCGGAAGUGCUGCUGCUCUUUGAUUUCGCAAGUUUUGUUUCCUCCGAUCAUGACACCGGCCGCUACAUGUGGUGGCUCCGCUAGUUGGCCAUAUAUGUUGAAGCAUAAACUUGUGAAUGUAUAUAUACCACAAUAUGCAUGUAAUUAAGAAAUAAAUGUAGUUGGAGACUCUUUCCCCAAGCAAUGGGUGAAGAAAUAGAAUAAAUAGAUAUUGGAUCA